AUGUCGUCCUGUCCUGCACCAGCGUCGCUUCUACGGCCAAUGGAAAUUCCUCCACGACAACUGUUCGGACCUGGUCCAUCGAAUAUGCGUGAUGUGAUCGCUGAAUCGCAGUCAAAAUCUCUUCUGGGACAUCUGCAUCCGGAAUUUAUCAAGGUGAUGUCCGAUUCCCGAGAGGGCUUGCAGUACCUUUUCAAAACGAGGAAUAACUACACCUUUGCUGUCAGCGGAACUGGUCAUGCCGGAAUGGAGUGUGCUCUCGUGAAUUUGCUGGAGAGAGGCGACGUGUUUCUAGUCGUGGCCUCCAUAGGAGGAGCGGAAUUCCGAAUGGAUGAGUGGGGUGUGGACUGUGUCUAUGCGGCUACUCAAAAGGUGCUCAAUGCACCACCAGGAUUGGCUCCGAUCUCGUUCAGCGAUAAAGCGAUACAGAAGAUUAAAAAUCGCAAGGAAAGAGUGCCAUCGUUUUACUUUGAUGCAUUGGAACUGGGAAAUUAUUGGGGAUGUGACGGCCAACCAAUCAGGUAUCAUCACACCGCUCCAAUUUCAAGCGUUUAUGCUCUGCGAAGCGCUUUGGCCGUAAUAGCCAAAGAAGGCGUGGACGAGAGUGUGCGCAGGCACGAGGAGAAUGCGCGUUUUCUCUAUGAAAAACUAAAGGAAUACGGCUUGGAAUGUUUCGUUGAGAAAGAGAAAUGGCGAUUACCGUGCCUGACCACAGUUAAAAUACCAGAUGGUGUGGACUGGAAGGGAGUAAUGGAGGAGAUGAUGAAGCAAGGAACUGAGAUUGCUGGUGGUUUGGGACCCACUGUAGGUAAAUUGUGGCGGAUAGGAACAUUCGGUGGAAACUCGGACAAGGAAAAGAUAGGAAACGUCAUAAAACUACUCGCCGAUACUAUCAAAAAGAAGUCGAGUAUAUGA
This is a messenger RNA of Ostertagia ostertagi, 912 nucleotides long. Lineage: Eukaryota; Metazoa; Nematoda; Chromadorea; Rhabditida; Trichostrongylidae. The record is from the annotation of a GenBank genome assembly.